Molecule: messenger RNA, 690 nt
Organism: Fomitopsis serialis
Lineage: Eukaryota; Fungi; Basidiomycota; Agaricomycetes; Polyporales; Fomitopsidaceae
Exons: 5
Coding region: 1-690 (229 amino acids)
Source: RefSeq, a predicted model, not a curated record
AUGGUCGGCGCGUACACCCUCCCAGAGCUCCGCAUUCAGCUCAAGAUCUUCCGAUUGCGGCUCGGGGCGAACGAGCGAGAAGAUGCGGACAAAAUCUUCUACGACGACCUCCCGGACAGUUGGAAUGUGCUAAGACUGGGUGCGCUUGAGGAUACGCUGAAGAUGAUCCUGGACGGGCAUCUGACAUGGGCGGGUAUCCAAGAGCUCUUCGAGCGGGAAGCAAUGACGGGCGAAUGGGUCACGUCCAUCGGGAACCUCGGUCUGAACUACUGGUUGCCGUCCCUCGUAAAUGCGGCCGUGGGUUGGGUGACCCGUGGGCCGACCGAGCAGCGGACCUUCCAGCAGUGGAUCCAAGACCACAACAUUCCGUGGCGGACCGUUGUCGGACGCAAGCCGUCCGAGACGAACUGGAAGAUUAUUCGGAAGCUCUUGCUAUAUCUACAGGCGUGCACUAACCGGAGUACUAGGCGGCAGGCGUCUGGUCUGGCGUGGACAGCCAUUCAGUACCGCGACCUCGAGCCCGAAGCGGACGGCAAUCCCGCGGACAACGAGCCUGAAGAGACGCGCGGCAUGGACUUUGUCUUCGAGCGGUUGACGGAGAGCUCUAAACAGGUCAUCGAGAUUAGCGACUCGAGCGACGAUGACAACGCGGAAGCCGACAGUGACGGUGAAUCUGAGAGCUCGACUUGA